AUGGCACUCGGAACAUGCGCCAUCUGCACAGAAAACCAGGCCAAAUACAAGUGCCCCACGUGCAGCGUGGACUACUGCUCGCUUGUCUGUUUCAAGAACGCAAAGCACUCCCAUUUCUCUAUCACUAAGCCUGCUCUGGAAGAAAGACCCGUGUCUCCAAGGCCUGUGUCUCCAGUGCCUAGGGAGAUUGGACAAACCCUGACACAAAUCUUCGAAAAGAUCGCCAGAGAUCCUGUGAUCAAGUCUCUCCUUCAGUAUAAGGCUCUCCAGGUCCAUCUCUCGAUUCUCCUCAAACUCUUGCUGGAUUCGCUGCUCACACGAGAACCCAUAUAUGAAAACCGCAAAGAGAUUGUCAACAUGAGGCUCUGCGAGCUCCGCAUGGGAGGCCCGGAAGAAAACGAGUUGGUGGAGGAGUUUGUGCAGCGUGUGCUUUAUCUACAUGACCUGGAAACAAAGUAG
Messenger RNA from Metschnikowia bicuspidata var. bicuspidata NRRL YB-4993, 459 nucleotides. RefSeq names its product Hit1p (gene HIT1). Bases 1 to 459 code for a protein of 152 amino acids. The record is from RefSeq and is a predicted model, not a curated record. Lineage: Eukaryota; Fungi; Ascomycota; Pichiomycetes; Serinales; Metschnikowiaceae. The transcript has a single exon.